AUGAACAACACCGGGUUCAACCAAACGGAGGGAGGACUAUUCAACAAGACCGAGGAGUUUUUCUGCUGCAACUUUUCAUCCGUGGUGACCGACAACGGCUUUGUGGCGGCCGCUCCGGAUGAGAGGAGCCUCUUCAUCAUGAGGGUGGUCCAGAUCGCCGUCAUGUGCGUCCUGUCCCUCACGGUGGUGUUUGGCAUUUUUUUCCUGGGCUGCAACCUUCUCAUAAAGUCCGAGGGGAUGAUAAACUUUUUGGUAACGGACAGGAGACCGUCCAAAGAAACGGAGGCAGUCAUUGUUGGAGCCUACUGAUGGAUGAGGACCUUUUGCGCUCUGGUUACCUCCUGAUCAGAUGGAGACGGACGAUGCGAUGAUCAACUGCCUAAACAAGACCCCCCCUGUUUUCAGAUUUAGAACAGAGGAGCGGUCACUGUGCGAGAAGGUAACCCUGCAGGUGACUGCUGAGGCUCACUUUAUUUCUUGUGGCCUUUUUUUAAAAAUGCCAACCAAGACAUCUCCAAGAGGUAUUUGAAGCCUCUUUGUUUAUUAAGUAUUCAGUCACGCACUGUUGUAAUCUCAGUAGUUGCACUGUUUGUCAAGCAGCAUCCUUUGUCAUGUUGGUGGCAAAGUCUUUGUAUUUGCUGCUUUUGAAAUACCCUCCUGCCUUGCAAAUGCAAUGGAGAAUUUAAUGUUUUAACAUGUGCUGCAUGUUGUAUGCAACAAAAAAAAGAAAAAAGAAAGAAAGCACACAACAUGCAAUACUGUGUUCA
Molecule: messenger RNA, 767 nt
Organism: Stegastes partitus (bicolor damselfish)
Lineage: Eukaryota; Metazoa; Chordata; Actinopteri; Pomacentridae
Gene: rprma
Product: reprimo, TP53 dependent G2 arrest mediator candidate a
Exons: 1
Coding region: 1-309 (102 amino acids)
Source: RefSeq, a predicted model, not a curated record